AGUUCCGGAAUGAUUGCUUCAGUAAGUUCUAGCAUGAAUUCUUCCUCCUUCCUUUUUACUGGAUUUUCUGGCCUGGAGCAGCAAUAUCCCUGGAUCUCUGUUCCCUUUUCUUCCAUCUAUGCUAUGGUACUUUUGGGCAAUUGCAUGGUGCUGCAUGUUAUCAGGACUGAGCCGAGCCUGCACCAGCCCAUGUUCUAUCUCCUGGCCAUGCUGGCCCUCACUGACUUGUGCAUGGGGCUGUCCACAGUGUACACGGUGCUGGGCAUCCUGUGGGGGCUCAUUCAUGAGAUCAGCCUGGAGUCUUGCAUUGCCCAGUCCUAUUUCACCCAUGGUCUGUCCUGCAUGGAGUCUUCUGUCCUCCUCGCUAUGGCCUUUGACCGGUAUAUUGCAAUUUGCAAUCCAUUGCAUUAUUCCUCCAUCCUGACUGAUUCCAGGAUUAUCAAAAUUGGGCUCGCCAUAGUAGGUAGGAGUUUAUUCUUUAUUACACCCCCUAUCAUCCAUCUGAAAUCUUUCCAUUAUUGCCAUUCCCACGUCCUCUCUCAUUCAUUCUGCCUGCACCAGGACCUGUUCCGCCUAGCUUGUUCUGACAUUCGAUUUAAUAGCUACUAUGCCCUGAUGCUGGUCAUUUGCACGGUGUUGCUGGAUGUUGUUCUUAUCUUUUCCUCCUAUGCCCUGAUUCUUAAGUCAGUCUUAGCAAUUGCCUCUAAGGAGGAGUAGCACAAGUCAUUUCAGACCUGCAUCUCCCACAUCUGUGCUGUCCUUGUGUUCUAUAUCCCUCUGGUUAGCCUAACAAUGGUGCAUCGUUUUGGGAAGCAUCUCUCUCCCUUGGUCCAUGUCCUCGUGGGCAACAUUUACAUCCUUUUCCCACCUUUGAUGAACCCUAUCACCUAAAGUGUCAAGACCCAACAGAUUCGUAGCAGAAUGCUCAGACUCUUUUCUCUGAAAAUAUAUUGA
This is a messenger RNA of Manis pentadactyla (Chinese pangolin), 954 nucleotides long. Its product is annotated as olfactory receptor 51V1. Gene Ontology annotation, molecular function: G protein-coupled receptor activity; olfactory receptor activity. Gene Ontology annotation, biological process: G protein-coupled receptor signaling pathway. The record is from RefSeq and is a predicted model, not a curated record. Gene Ontology annotation, cellular component: membrane. NCBI's taxonomy places the organism in Eukaryota, Metazoa, Chordata, Mammalia, Pholidota, Manidae. The transcript has a single exon.